Molecule: messenger RNA, 5149 nt
Organism: Procambarus clarkii (red swamp crayfish)
Lineage: Eukaryota; Metazoa; Arthropoda; Malacostraca; Decapoda; Cambaridae
Source: RefSeq, a predicted model, not a curated record
CUCAGCCGCUCCUGGAGCCCGCCCUCGGCCGCCCCUGGAGCCCGCCCUCGGCCGCCAUGGUCCUCUCACCCUCCCGCACUGACUCGAUGGCUGCGGUGGACUGAAAUCAAGUAGGACAGAGAAACGGGCGAGGCAGAGAGAGAGAGAGAGAGAGAGAGAGAGAGAGACGGACGGACGAGGCAGAAGAACAGACGGGGGGGAGCCAUGGGGCGCAACGCCUCCAUUCAAAUGUUCCUGUUGACUCUGACUGGAUGCUCGUGGAUGCUGCUCUUCCUCUCCAUCACCCUGCCAGACUACCACGUCUUCAGAGUGUACCGCGUUGCUCGCGUCGCGGCCGCCCACGCCACCCACACGCCCCCAGCCAGAGAGGCGGACCCCUGCGAGGUGUGCUGGGGGGCAGGGACGCCCUGCUUGGAGGAGGAGGACGCUGGCGGCUCGCGCCCCGGGAAGGGGCUUCCCAGUGAGGCGGGAACCAGCAGCUGGGGCGCCCGCCUGGCCUGGGUGCUGGGUAUGGCCGCCCAGAAGGACGAUAAAGUCAGUUCAGGUGGAGGGGCGCAGGUGCACAAGGUGGCCGGGGUGGGCGCCUUCUACUACUACACCCUCCACACCACCUUCACCACUCUGGCCGUCAAGCUCAAGAAGGCGCAGCAGGUGGCGGGAGACGUGAAGGAGGAGGUGGCCGCUCUGGGGGAGAAGGUGGCCCACCUUCAUCACACACUCACCACACACUUCUCGCCUCGCCACGACCCCUACCACCACAAGGCUCACCCCACACCACCCGCGGCCACCGGCACCCAGCACACAGCGACCAAUGUCAGCCCCACUCACCCCAACACCCAGAGGACGGGGCGCUCGAAGUCGGAGAUGAAGGAUCUUCGUUCUUCAAAGCGACGCUACGAGGCGUCUGUGUCGCCUGACGCUGGGCGGGAAGAUCUCCGUCGUGUCUACCCUGUCCAGGUGUCAAAUGACGCGAAGCGGAGAAAAUAUUCGAUAUUACCAAAUGAUGAUCAAGUUAGUCUUAGAAAUAUUAACUCAAACGUGCCUAGUUCUCAUUCAGAACAAACACACAGCGUCUACCCCGACGGAGCCAGCCCAGAAAUCAGCCCAGGAGCCGGCCCAGGAACCAGCCCAAGAGCCGGCCCUGGAGCCAUCCUUCCUCGCAGUAACGCCAUCGCUCACAAAUAUGCAAAACUACAAAACUCUCAAGUGAUGGAAAAUCACCAAAUAUCCCAAAGUGCAAACAGGAGAAGAAUACAAACAGUUUUCUCCAAUAGUUUUCGCCAUCAGUUAAGUGUUAACAUGACGGGUAUAGGCAGUGAACCCUCCAGCGAGCGAAGGGAGGGUCUGAAGAGGACAGAGACUGAGGGUAUAGACAGGAGCAGAGGGCGACACUGGGUAGUGGGAACAGAAGAGACGGGUAAUGGCAGAACUAAAAGACCGGAUGACUUACACACCAACGUAGACAGAGUGGGUUUGCGGCGGACCGUGUCUGUGAUGGUGAUAGAUGGGGAGAAGAAUGACUUUCUUACUAGUCUGGGCAACACUUACCCAGGGAUAACUGUUCACUGGAUAACACGAACAGUUGCACCGGAGGAGGAAGCACGUCAUCAUGUUCAUCUUGUGGUUCACAACGUAGAUGCCAACGCCAGCACCAGCGUCGCCUACACGGAGGUCCUGAGGCAUAUCACCACGCCCUACGUCCUGGUGGCCACGGGUAUCUCUUCACUCACGUCUCUGGCACACUUAGACCGGCUGGUAUGGGCGGUGGAACACUUGGGAGUGUGGGCAGUGGGUGGUGGGCUUGAGGCGCCCUCAGCCCACUGGCGCACAGGCUGCUUUACCUCCAGCUAUGCACACUACCAAGCCAGCUGGGCACGGGGUAGGCUCGCCUCUAUUGACCAGUGUUUACUAUGUCACGGAUUAGAAGGACCAUUUUUGGCACUAACCACGGCCUUGCGACACCUCGGCUGGGACACCAACCUUCCCAGACAAGUGUUACAGCAUGAUCUUUUCCUGCGGGCGGCGCACACGCAGCACAUGCUGGCCGCCGCGUGUCCUCACUCUUUAUUUACGAUCAGCAGCGAGCUAGAGCCGCCAUCGCGCGCUGCUCUGCUCAGUCUCGCCCGACGCCACAGUCUGUACACAGUGGGAGCGGCAGGUGCGCCGGCGGUCACCUUCACCUGCAGGGAAGUUGGCGCCAGCUGCGGCCACACCGGCCUGGCUCUCCCGCCAUGCUGCCGCCAGGAGCUGGCCAACCUCGUCCGCUUCCUGAUGGACAUCUGUGAGGCCCACGGGCUGUUCUGUGAGCUGCAGGAAGGCACGCUGUUGGGGGCGGUGAAGGUGGGCGGGGUGCUGCCGUGGGAGCGGGACGCCGAUAUAACUUUCCACACCAAGAACUUCACGGCCCUGGGGGAGCUCAAGGACACGUUUGAGCGCGCCGGCUACUCUCUCUACCUCACGGACAACCGGUGGUGCUGUGUUGACGGGCGGUGGGCGGGCGGUCAGGGCUCCCUCUCCAGCGGCCAUUGGCGGGCUGAACUCUGGAGCCAACACGCUAUGGACUCCGAGGAUAACCUCUUGGCUGGACGACCACGGACCAGGGUAGAGUUCGACGGGUUGUGGGUGCCGGCGCCCGCCAGCCCCGGCCAGUACGUAAGGAACCGCUACGGGGUUGAGGUCUUCCGACACGCUCAACACUGGCUGGAUACAGGUCGCAACUCGGGCUGGGAGGAGUACGAGGCUGGGAAGUUCCUGCCCUGUGGCCGGCCCGGUCACCACGCCUGUCUCGACACCCACGUCCCAGACGGUAACCUCAAGCUCCACCCACUCUGUGUUACCUAACUCACCGCUGGGGUGCCCGGAGCGGCUCCACCCACUCUGUGUUACCUAACUCACCGCUGGGGUGCCCGGAGCGGCUCCACCCACUCUGUGUUACCUAACUCACCGCUGGGGUGCCCGGAGCGGCUCCACCCACUCUGUGUUACCUAACUCACCGCUGGAGUGCCCGGAGCGGCUCCUCCGCCACCUUGCUCCACUAACCUGCAACACUAACUCAGCCGUUAAGUGCCCGAAGGUAACCCCCUUGCCACUCGCCGCUACGCCACUGGAACAUACGCCACAGAGUUCCGUAGGGAGCGUUGCUUCCUCAGACACUAAGGCAGUUUUAUACCCUGGUGUCUUGACGCCCACUAGCAAUACAUGCCUGGGGCAAACAUGGUGUUUCCAUUUACAAAAUCAACCAGUAUUGAACGUGUCAUUAGACUGUAUCGACCCAGGUUGGUAGCGAGACUAACACGGGUAUGAUGCCCUCCGCCCUCCGCCUCUACAACCGUUCCUCAGUGCUUUAUAAACAAGCCACAAAUUCUGCUCGCAUUUGUGACCUUUAUUCUAUUAAAUCUAUUAUUAUUAUUAUUCUGAUAUUUGGCAGAACUAAUCCGAACAUUGUAUGCUUCCGCUCUUAUUUUCUCUCCAGGUAUUUGUAAGGGGAACUAGUUAAGUGUGUUCUAACUCCGCCCUCUAUAUUUCUAGAUAAGAUAGUAACCAGUUUUAGCAUUCAUGAAGCAUUUAUGCAGCCACUUACGAAAGCUCUACAUCUUUCCUUCAUUAUGGCGGCUUUCUUUUUACAUCUGCUAAAUAACUGACAAGCUUCAAAACUUAACAACCCAACGUUAUUGUUGUUAUAAACAACCUCGGGGCGCUCCGGCGCUCAUAUACUGUUUAAUAACUGUAAACAAAGCCGCCAACUGGGGAGAAAAGAUGAACAGGUUUCGCAAGUGUUCACGGAAAUAACGAACACUUGACGACUAUCUGUUUGUGGGUUUCUAAUUACUCCUCCCGUGUUAAUCUUAGAGAAUUAGAGUACAAGAAGACUUCGAUGUACACAUUGGUCUUGUAUAUCCCCUGUAAGGGUAGAGAAACACAGGUGUAGACCAUUAAGAUAUACCUUAGAAUACAACAGCCUACAACAACUAUAGUUCCUUCAGCUUUUUCUGAUCCCUUUUUGCAUCAGCAAGAACUUACAAAAAAGCCAUAGGGACCAGUAUCGCCAAUAUUCCUAAAUAUGUAGGCAACAUAGUCAGCCUUAGUUAACCCUUCCUUGUGUAUCUUCCACUAGUAAUAGGGCUGUGAUAGCACUAAUAGCAGGGCUGUAGACAGGACUAGCAGUAGGGGCUGCUGAUAGCACUACCAGUAGGACUGUAAAAAGCACUAGCAAUAGGGCUGUAGAUAGCACUAAUAGUAAGGCUGUAGAUAACAGUAGGGCUGCAGGAGGCCACUAGCAGUAGGGCUGCAGGAGGCCACUAGCAGUAGGGCUGCAGGAGGCCACUAGCAGUAGGGCUGCAGGAGGCCACUAGCAGUAGGGCUGCAGGAGGCCACUAGCAGUAGGGCUGCAGGAGGCCACUAGCAGUAGGGCUGCAGGAGGCCACUAGCAGUAGAGCUGCAGGAGGCCACUAGCAGUAGGGCUGCAGGAGGCCACUAGAGAUGUGCAUACCGUCCACACAUUAACUACCCCGUCUUAAUUCCCAAAGCAAUAAACGCGAUAAUUUUGAGCCUGGUAUUGGGGAAUUUGUGAACGAUUCGAACCAGGACCUUACGCACUAGGCUAGUGUCAGGUGCUGGCCGCCCUCCUAUGCUAUGCCCAUCGACAUCGUCAAUAAGACUUUAUGUUUCCAGACGAAUCACUCUUCAGAGUGUAAAUUAACUAGGCGCCAAUCUCUUGUUGAUGCUUUCAUUUGCCACAAGAGAAUUUUGUGAUCAGUUUAGAUAUUUGAACGAGACGGUCACGUCAGAGAUAAGCUAGCCUAGCGCAGGAAACAUGAACUCUCUGUUAUUAAAAUCGCAUUUUAUGAGGAACGUCUCAUGUAUUUGAUUCUUAUAUCGCCUUAUUUUCUUAGUAAUAAGGUUAAUAGAUGUCGUAGUAGGGGUUUCUGAAUAAAGGAGCCAUAUAAUAACUCAUUUCUAUUAUGUAACAGAAACUUCCCCUCCUCCUCACCCCACAAAUAUUGAUUUGACCUUACCAUAUAUAAAUGGUUAGGAGACGACAAAAUAUACGUUAGUGUUUUUGUGUGUGGGAAGUUAAGCGACGCUGUGAGAGUCCGGUGCUGCUCCUUCACAGCCUGGUACUCACUCCCUCACAGGGUGUACACGCCCC